CAGAGGUUGGCGCCGGGGAAGCGCACCCUCUUCGGCUCCCUUCGCUCGGUCUGGUGCUGGUCCCGGCGCUUCCGGACGCGCGAUCGGAGAGUGGGGAGCGCCCUGGAGGGAGGGAAGCCCAGGUAUCACCAUGGCAACCGCCAGCCUUGCGGCCACGUGACGUCAUCGUCCUCGCCCCGCUGGAAGCGGCCUCUGAAGGAGGGAGCUGGGGAGUCCUCGGAGGGGGCGCCCCUCGCCUGCUUCGGCGCGGGGCGGUUCCGCCCUGAUCCCUCGGAGGGCUUUGUUCUUUUGUUCCGGCCUGGGAGGAAGGGCCGGGGGCGGCCCCGCCCCGCUGGUCCAGCUUCCAGCGUUUCCAGCCCGCAACAGGUGUGCCUUCCCGUUCGCGAGCCGGGGUGUGAGCCCGCAGGGCUGCCUCGCUUCGCCCGUGUAAGGGCUCAGCCGGCGCAGACUCCCGAGGCCCCCCCGACCGAGGUCCGCAGCUGGAAGGACGCUGCGUGGGAAACCCUGGUGUCCAGGCUGCGGAGGAACGGGAUGCGCUCCUGAGAUGGAAGAGCUGCCCUGUUCGGAGUCCCGCCUUCUUCCUGGGGGCCAUCCUUUCCUCCCGUCAGCCAGUUUUCACGUAAGUUGGAAUUGCCUGAAAUGCCAUGAAUCCGUGACCUUCAAGGAUGUGACAGUGGAUUUUACCCAGGAGGAAUGGAAACAGCUGGACCCUGUACAGAGAGAUUUGUUCAGGGAUGUGACGCUGGAGAAUUACACACACCUCGUCUCUAUAGGACUCCAAGUCUCCAAACCUGAUGUGAUUUCCCAGUUAGAGCAAGGGACGGAGCCAUGGGUGGUGGAGUCCGGCGUGCCAGGAGCUGCCAGUGGGGAUCGGGACACCAGACCGGAAAAUAGCUGCGCGGUCCCCGAGCCAGACAUUUCUGAAGAGCAGCCGUGUCAGGGGGCAGCGGAGGAAAACCACAGAAGGGAGGACCCUUGCUGUUCUGACUUGUCAGAACUCUGGGGGUACGAAGGCGGUCUGGGGAAGCGUCAGGCACAGCAGCAGGCACCGCCAAGAGAAAUAAAAAUAACUGAAAAGACAGUACCCACUUGGGAGAGAAGCCCUGUAGGUAAGGACUCUGACAGAAGCAACAGCGUGAGCUCAAACCUGGGGACACAAACAUCUGCAGCAGAGGCCACCACUAAGCCGAGUGCCAAACAGAAUAUAAACCCGGUCAGAAAAGAGAAGUCUUGUAAGUGCAACGAAUGUGGGAAAGCGUUCAGCUAUUGUUCAGCUCUCAUCCGCCAUCAGAGGACGCACACCGGGGAGAAGCCUUACAAAUGCAACGAAUGUGAAAAAGCCUUCAGCCGGAGUGAAAACCUGAUCAACCAUCAAAGAAUUCACACUGGAGACAAACCCUACAAAUGUGAUCAGUGUGGGAAAGGCUUCAUUGAGGGUCCAUCUCUUACUCAACACCAGAGAAUCCACACUGGAGAGAAACCCUACAAGUGCGACGAGUGCGGGAAAGCCUUCAGUCAGAGGACCCAUCUUGUGCAGCACCAGAGAAUUCACACUGGGGAGAAGCCGUACACCUGCAAUGAGUGUGGAAAAGCUUUUAGUCAGAGAGGCCACUUUAUGGAACAUCAGAAAAUCCACACGGGAGAAAAACCUUUUAAAUGUGACGAAUGCGACAAAACCUUCACCAGGAGCACACACCUGACUCAGCAUCAAAAAAUCCACACUGGAGAGAAGACCUAUAAAUGUAAUGAAUGCGGGAAGGCCUUCAAUGGGCCCUCGACAUUUAUUCGCCACCAUAUGAUUCAUACUGGUGAAAAACCCUAUGAAUGCAACGAAUGUGGGAAAGCCUUCAGUCAGCACUCGAACCUCACUCAGCAUCAGAAAACGCACACCGGGGAGAAGCCGUAUGACUGCGCCGAGUGCGGAAAGUCCUUCAGUUACUGGUCCUCUCUUGCUCAACAUCUGAAAAUUCAUACCGGAGAGAAACCGUACAAAUGCAAUGAAUGUGGGAAGGCCUUCAGUUACUGCUCGUCCCUGACCCAGCAUCGGAGAAUUCACACCAGGGAAAAGCCCUUUGAAUGCAAUGAGUGUGGAAAGGCUUUCAGUUAUCUCUCCAACCUGAACCAACAUCAGAAGACGCACAGCCAGGAGAAAGCUUACGAAUGUAAGGAAUGUGGGAAAGCUUUUAUCCGGAGUUCGUCUCUUGCUAAACACGAGAGAAUUCACACCGGUGAGAAGCCCUAUCAGUGUCACGAAUGUGGGAAAACCUUCAGUUACGGCUCCUCCCUGAUUCAGCACAGGAAGAUACACACCGGAGAAAGACCUUACAAGUGCAACGAGUGCGGGAGAGCCUUCAACCAGAACAUACACCUCACGCAACACAAGCGGAUUCACACGGGAGCGAAGCCUUACGAGUGCACGGAGUGUGGCAAAGCCUUCCGGCACUGUUCCUCUCUCGCGCAGCAUCAAAAGACUCACACAGAAGAAAAACCCUACCAGUGUAAUAAAUGUGAAAAGGCUUUCAGCCAGAGCUCUCACCUGACUCAGCACCAGCGCAUUCACACGGGAGAGAAGCCCUAUAAGUGCAACGAGUGCGACAAAGCCUUCAGCCGCAGCACGCACCUGACAGAACACCAGAACACACAUUCGGGGGAGAAACCCUACAACUGUAACGAGUGCAGGAAGACCUUUAGCCAGAGCACGUACCUCACCCAGCAUCAGAGGGUCCACUCGGGAGAGAAGCCCUUUGGGUGUAGCGACUGCGGGAAAGCCUUCAGGUACCGCUCUGCUCUCAACAAACACCAGAGGCUGCACCCUGGCAUCUGACCCUUGGUGCGAACAUCACGGACGUAGCAGACAUGUACUCUGGUCUUUCUUUCAUUAAGUGCUGAAGACUCCGAGUGAAAAACCGCCUAAAAGAUUUUAACUUUUCAUGGUCACACUAUGGAACAGCCCAUACACUGGGCUGAAGUAAUCCAAUUGUUUUCAAGCAACUCUGUGACCAUGGAAAAUUCGACUGUUUUAAGCUUCACUUUGCUCUAUGAAUGGGGGAUUUGGAGUGGACGGUUUCGAAGGUUUGGAAUUUUAUAUUCCACUUUUCUGUGUUCACAGCGUGCUCUUGAACAGGGCUGCUGCACGCCAGCAUUUGGCUGUGUUGCAUCUAGAGUGUGUGUACUUAUGCAUGUUUUGCCAAUAGAAAGCGUUUGUGCUUCAGUGACUCGGCUGGGGACCUAUUACGUUCUUGUUCUAAUGCAUUUAAGUUGAUUAACAGUUCGUAAUAAAAAUAAUUGUAAAGCAUUCUUAAACUAAUAAUUCAUCAGUAAUACCAGCUUAUGUCAGUGCAAACAUUAAACUUCCUGUUACUCACUCUUCUGGUUUUAACGUUCCAGGAGUUCAUCACAACUUACGAAGAUCGUCUUCUGUACCCGAAACCAGUGUUAUUUAGACGUCAUUGCAUCGUGGAGUCACUUCAGAAACUUUAUAAAAUUCUACUGCCAUGGCCCUGUGGCUCAGAGGCUAUAAUGUCGUGGCCGGGGGUUAGGGACCUGGCACACUACUAACGUGCCCGCCGGAAAGAACAAGGGGGUGGGUGUCAUUACCCCUCCUUUAGCUGCGGAGUCUUCCUGUGGCUCCUCCUACGGGCCUCACAGAUGAGCUGCUAUACACAGAAUAUAAUUUCCAUAACGUUUUGUAAGCUGGGUUCUCACAGGCUCUGGGAUUUAUUUUUUCAAUUUAUUUCCUCACCAGAGUGUGGAAAUUAAACAGCUGCAUAAAAGUCA
Hyaena hyaena (striped hyena) is the source of this 3777-nucleotide messenger RNA. It is a transcript of the gene ZNF184, whose product is annotated as zinc finger protein 184. The transcript has 6 exons. Gene Ontology annotation, molecular function: DNA-binding transcription repressor activity, RNA polymerase II-specific. Gene Ontology annotation, biological process: negative regulation of transcription by RNA polymerase II. The coding region runs from base 545 to 2824 and encodes 759 amino acids. The record is from RefSeq and is a predicted model, not a curated record. NCBI's taxonomy places the organism in Eukaryota, Metazoa, Chordata, Mammalia, Carnivora, Hyaenidae.